Serendipita indica DSM 11827 is the source of this 1773-nucleotide messenger RNA. The record is from the annotation of a GenBank genome assembly. Lineage: Eukaryota; Fungi; Basidiomycota; Agaricomycetes; Sebacinales; Serendipitaceae.
AUGCACUGGCUCUCGAAGCAGCCAGCAUUUGGCAAAAGCCGCGAGUUUGAUAUAACGACUCGCUCCGUCGGAAGAAAUAAUAUGGACAAGACAGCGGGAGACAUCGAGGAUGACGAAGAGGAUGGCGAGCAAUUCAGCCACGGAAAGAGGAAGAAAAAAGUCGUCUUCAUGCCAUGUCAUGGUAAAUAUCCGAAAAAGCUUCAACUUUGUCGUUCACCCACCGUUGUAGAUACAACACAUAACAUUUAUUACGGGGGCCAUCUCCUUCGUGUUACUCGUUCCAAGCGUAAUUCCGAAUAUGGUGCGACACAAGAAAUCAAAAUCAGUGUCGUGGCAAGGUCAAACGAUGUGAUUAAGCGUCUCGUACUCGAGGCCAAGAAGCUUUAUGAAGCCGAUGCAGAGCAUCGUAUCCAUAUUUAUCUAGCGGACACUUAUGGCUAUUGGAGGUAUAAUGGGUCCCGUCAGAAGCGACCCCUGUCCUCCAUUGUCCUCGAACCAGGCGUCAAGGAUAUGAUUGUAGCAGAUUGCAAGGACUUUUUGCGUUCCGAGGAUUGGUAUGCCGAGCGUGGAAUCCCAUACCGCCGCGGAUAUCUUCUGCAUGGUGUUCCAGGAUCUGGAAAGACCAGCUUGAUUCAUGCUCUCGCAGGAGAACUUGGGCUCGACAUCUAUGUAGUCAGCCUGAGUGCCAAAGGUAUGAACGAUACCAUGCUCAUGAACCUGAUGGGUCGCAUUCCGCAACGCUGCAUCCUUCUUCUCGAGGACCUUGACGCUGCUUUUACCCGUUCUGUCACCCGUGAUGCGACCUCGACCGGCGUCCCAAUGUCCAGCAAGUCUACUUCGUCUACCAACACGACGGAAAGCGACGGCAACAGCCUCAGCCUUAGCGGGUUGCUGAACGCCCUUGAUGGCGUCGCCGCGAGCGAAGGUCGUCUGCUAUUCGCCACGACGAACCACAUUGAUCGUUUGGACGAAGCUCUUCGUCGCCCAGGUCGUAUGGACGUGUGGAUCAACUUUAAGUAUGCUACAAAGUGGCAAGCUGAAGGCAUCUUCAAGUGCUUCUUCCCAUCUCGCGAAGCCACGGCUGCUGCUGCCGCUGAAGAUCUCAAGAACGCCGAGGCACAAGGAAAAGAGCCUCCGAAGCGAAAAGUCUACACCACGAUUCCUCUCCUCUCCGCCGACGAACUAGUAGUGCUGGCCAAACAGUUUGCCGAAGCGAUCCCAGAGAAUGAACUCAGUGUUGCCGGUUUGCAAGGAUAUCUUCUCAAGAACAAGUCUCGUCCGCGCGAGUGCGUUGCAGAAGCCGCCGAAUGGGUUCGUACAGAGCGCGAAACAAGGGAGCGGAUUAAGAAGGAAAAAGAAGAGAGAGAGGCCAAAGAGAGAGAAGAAGCCUUAGAAAAGAAGAAAAAAGAGGAUGCAAAGAAAGCGACAACGGAUGACGAGAGCAAGUCCGAGGACAAGCCAAGAAGCAUUAAGAAGAAACAGAUAGUACAAAUCGCUGCACCAGAAGUGACAGAGACCGCAGCCGCGCUCGAGAAUGCUAUCAAGACGGAUGCCAGUACCGAAGGGAAGACCGUCACGCCUGGAAGCCCCGCCGUGGAUGUUGUGGACAGCGAUGACCUAGUCAUUCUCUCUGCUUUGACAACGGCAUCUGCGACGCUCGCCUCGCACGAGGACAGCUCCAAGGCCGCUGAGAAGAAGGCUGAAGAGAUCGAAACGAAAGUCACAUCUGGGACCGAAGAAACUACAAGCACGUCAACGGAGAGCGCAAGCUAA